Molecule: messenger RNA, 671 nt
Organism: Tilletiaria anomala UBC 951
Lineage: Eukaryota; Fungi; Basidiomycota; Exobasidiomycetes; Georgefischeriales; Tilletiariaceae
Product: H3_DROME histone H3
Exons: 2
Coding region: 194-604 (136 amino acids)
Cellular component (GO): nucleosome
Molecular function (GO): DNA binding; structural constituent of chromatin; protein heterodimerization activity
Source: RefSeq, a predicted model, not a curated record
CAGCAGUACGCAACAUGCAAAAUGACAAGUCGAGCAGGGUCCGCAAAGCCAGCCGAUCAAAGUUGGGCAGAGCAGGUAUAUAGCCAGCAGCCCAUGCCUCCCAUCGAUCCUCAACACACUCCACACAUCCGCUUACAGUUCAUCCCAUCUGCCACUUCAGCUUGAACUCAAUCAACUUCACACAUUCACAACAAUGGCUCGCACGAAGCAGACCGCACGCAAGUCCACUGGUGGCAAGGCCCCGCGCAAGCAGCUCGCAACCAAGGCCGCGCGCAAGAGCGCCCCAUCCGCAGGUGGUGUCAAGAAGCCUCACCGUUACAGGCCUGGUACCGUCGCUCUUCGUGAGAUUCGUCGCUACCAAAAGUCGACCGAGCUCCUCAUCCGCAAGCUGCCGUUCCAGCGUCUCGUCCGUGAGAUUGCUCAGGAUUUCAAGACCGACCUCCGUUUCCAGUCCAGCGCCGUCAUGGCCCUGCAAGAGUCCGCUGAAGCAUACCUCGUUUCGCUCUUCGAGGACACUAAUCUCGCGGCCAUCCACGCCAAACGUGUCACUAUCCAGCCAAAGGACAUCGCUCUUGCAAGGCGUCUGAGGGGCGAGCGCACUUAAGCAGCCGCAUCUAUGCUCUAUUCUUUGUACUAUUAGCUCUGUAACAUGUUUUCCCGGUGAUUGCUAU